UGUAACUGACAAGCUCAUUAGAAUGGAGAUGGACCAUAGUGGUUCUGUUUACUUUGCACACAUCGUCUCUUUGCUAAAGGCAAGCCACAGUAGCAAGUAAGUAUGACGCUUUUUUCAACAAGUUAUGGCAUCGCAUAACUCCCCAGGCACUCAAGUUCGCCGACGACAACUGCCGAGUUUGUCUGUAGAAACCGUGAACAGGAAAAAAUCCCCCCUUACCUCUCAUAUGACCUACAAAUCAAGUCUGGAAUAUUUGACAAAAAACGAAGGAACCUUCGCCAAAGUAUUGGAACUAAUUAGAAGAUAUCCUACACUCGCUGAUCACCGUUCCACGGGAAAAAUCUGGGAGAUUUUGUCUCUUGGAACAAAACCUUUGCCUAAGAGACCACUCUCUAGUUGUCAUACACCACAAGAGCGUUCAGAACCAUUCAACAUGCCGACAAUAUCCGUGUCAUCAGAGUUGUCGUCUGCUCCGCAGUGUCCAUCUUGUGCUCGACAUGAAAAAUUUCAUAUCGGAAUCAUAGGGAUGCCGUCUGAACACUCAGAAACUUUGAAAUGGUCUCCUCUUGUGUGCAGUUUAUCAUCUGAAGUUUUUGUGAACUGUUUCAAGAGCAACAAAGACAUGACCUUAGACAUAGAAAGUGUUGAUGGGAUCGUUUUCUUUAUGACAACUUCCAGUCUUCACAAUGUUUCAUAUCUUCAGGCGCUCAGUUACGCUCAAGAGCAAGGGAUACCUGUUGUAUUUGUCAAGGAGCCGGGACUUAAACUUCCUAAUCACGUCUCUGGCGACUUCACCGAGAAAAUCUUACUCCAACAAGGCAUUAAGCAGCAGUCGCCUGCAAACUCAUAUGAAGACCUCAGCACCAAUAACUUUCUCCGAUCCGAUGCUCUUCCGCCAAUAUCAAAAAGUGGGUAUUAUUUCAAUUCAGAGCUGAAGCAUGUUUCUUCUUCAUCACGACCGAUCUCCCCCGAACUGUUGGUCAAUGGAUUCAAAGAAGCUUUGUUGUAUUCUGGCAAUAACACCGACUACUGUGUCCAGGUAACGCUCAAAUUAAUCUCUCAGUCUCCAAGAAACAGAAAGCAAAAGGUACCAAGCAACAUGGAUGACUCGAAACUAAAACCGCCAACUUUCGAUAAUUUCUUGGAACCUACAAGUACUAGUACAAAACGGCAAACCUUCGCCAAGGGAGGACUGUUCACAGACUACACUUCCGAAAGUUCUUCGUCUACGGAAUCGUCCGAAGACAGCGUUGUUGAGGUAAGUCCGGCCACAAAACCCAUUGACCGAAGAGAGUCGUUGGACCAGGAAACCAUUUAUGUUUUGUUUCCGGAUAGAAGUGAGGGGGCAUCCACAGCAAAACCAGUCUACGUGAAGUGGCCCCCAAACGAAAACGAGGUCUACUGUAGUGAUACGACGCUGACGGAUGUGGAUGACGAGUCAUUUCUCUCUGAUUCGUCUAUUGGCUUUCAAGAUGUCGAUUUAGCUGAUAUUAUGUCUACUUCUGACGAGGAAUCCAUUGUUUCAUGACGUCAUAUGCAAGUCU
Messenger RNA from Saccostrea cuccullata (small rock oyster), 1544 nucleotides. RefSeq lists its product as uncharacterized. The transcript is spliced from 2 exons. NCBI's taxonomy places the organism in Eukaryota, Metazoa, Mollusca, Bivalvia, Ostreida, Ostreidae. The record is from RefSeq and is a predicted model, not a curated record. The coding region runs from base 125 to 1528 and encodes 467 amino acids.